AUGCGACCAGCAUCUGGCGACCUUCUGACUGGCAGGUCCAGGAAAUCGUCUGGUGCUGACCUCUCUCCCGGCUCUGGCCCCAGCGAUAGUCUCAGCGGAAGUUUAAACACCGCUGCAGCUUCUCCUUCGAUGAUGACGUACUUUCUCGCCAACGAAGCUACCAUGUCGAAUGUCUCAUCUUCUACUUCUGGUUCUCAGCCACCCCCUACAUCCCAUCCCAGGCGUACCUCGUUUACUAGCAAUAAUAAUGAAGCUGAAAGUCCACACUCCCGACGACGGAGAUUAUCUGCCAAAGACCGGGAGGAUACGCUUACUCCUGAUACCCCCAAACCGAUACCAAUACUAGCUCCACCUUUUCCCAUGUCGCCAAACCCGGAACCAUUGCGAGAAGAGGAGCUAGAGAGUGAUUGUGAAAGGCCUAUGAUGGGAGGACUAGAAUCAGAACCUGUAUCCGAUGACGAAGAUGUAGAGAGGUCAUCGAAUGCUUCCUUUCCGUUAUCUAUCACAGAUACUUUACCCCCAGGAUCUCCCUACAAGCCAUUACUGCGAAACUACUCCCCCGGCCCACCGCUUCCAUCCCUCUCCCUCGCAGGUACUCGAAAUACUAGUUCUAAGAGCUUAUCUGAUUUCUUAAACGACGGUGAAAAUCUGCUCUUGGAACGGAAGCUUGGUAAAGGGAAGAAUGUGGAUCUCCAGGAUCCCACUGUUGUUGAAAGCCUCGACUCUUCUACUUUGUCGACACAGUUUAUUAUGCCAACCAUCAAAAUGCCUAGUCGGCGGCCCUUUACCUCCCGUGGGAAUGAUAUCGGUCGCCUAAAGAUCUUGGUUGCUGGUGACUCCGGAAUCGGGAAGACUUCAUUGAUUAAAUCAAUAAUACAGGCGAAUGAGGAUAUAGUCCAUGUUGAUCCUUGGGUAUACACUACACCAAGUAGUUCUGUUACGUCUUCCUUCUAUGGAGGCAAGGAGACUACAGGAACUACCAAUAGCUUGACUGAGAUAUAUGCCAGUACCAAGCCUUAUCCCACAUGGUGGAGUGACUUCGAGGAUAGCAGGGUGUUGAGAAGGAGGAAAAGCACGGGGGAGACAGUACUAGAAAGAAAUGUGUGUUUCGUCGAUACACCUGGGUAUGGGGCUGGAACCUCGUACUCUGAAUGCAUUGACCCCGUGGUUAAAUACGUCGAGAAGCAGCUAGAGCGGACAACAUCAAUUAUGACCGGUAGUGAAGGUGAUUUGCUAUCCUUCCUCACUGGGAAUGGUUCACCUCAGGUUGACGUUGUCCUCUACGUUAUUUUACAUCGUCUCAAGCCCGUGGAUAUUGACUUUAUCCGUAAACUCUCUGCGUUGACAAAUGUGCAUCCUGUAAUUGCCAAAUCAGAUACAUUGACACCGUCUCAGGCUACAGAACUCAAACUAUCAAUCCUCAAUGAUCUUAGGAAUGCUGGGAUCCGUGGCUUUUUGUUUGGAAAAUCGGCGGACGAUGUCGCUCGAGGGUUGCCGUCGUGCCCGCCGUUUACUACGUCCUCGGCUCAAACAGUGGAUGAAAGUAUGGAUGCAAGUAUUUUGAUGAGCCCGGAAUACAUCCCUCCGCUAGCCACGAGCGAGCUCGAUGAGCUUGUUAACCAUUUGUUCGACCCCGAUCAUACGGCCUGGCUACGCCAUAGCAGCACCAAAAAAUUUCUGGCCUGGAAAGCGAAGCACCCCGCCCUUAAUCCCAGUAUUAUCCCCAACCCAUCGGCUUCAACCCAGCUUAUUCGAUCUCGGUCUCCACAUAGUAGUUUGAUACCGUUAUCUGGUACGGGUGUUGGAACAGCCAGCAGCGGGACAGCCAGCUCCUUCGUUUUAGCUAGGGUAGCUGACCAUACGAGGCGGGAAGAGCAUAUGGCUCAACUUCACCUUGCCAAGUGGGCUGCAGACCUUCAAAAGUCGAUCAAAUCAGAGAAAGAGCGAUUUGAACGACUGGCAAAGGGGGAUCGGGCUAUUUGGCUGACCGAAAAGCUGGGUGAAUGUGUUGUUGAUGGAAGUCUAGUACCAGUGGAUAGGACGGGCAAGAUGCUUGUCAAAACAAAUGCUGGAGAGACAAUGUCGGUAGAACCGAUCGUCCGAUUCGGAAAAGGAGGGAUGAUAGUUGGAGGCUUGGAUAGGAGAGAUCCCAUUGGCUGGCUCCGACUUAAUCAGCAAGCUAGGAGAGGAGCUUACCUGGUUGUGCAGAUUACAGGCACCGCAGGGGUAGUGGGUGUAGUUGCAGUUUUCGUGGUCAAGUAUCUUUUUGGAGCUACGCCGGCUUGGAUGCAGAAGCUCGGGCUUUAA
Messenger RNA from Orbilia oligospora ATCC 24927, 2307 nucleotides. RefSeq lists its product as uncharacterized. Bases 1 to 2307 code for a protein of 768 amino acids. The record is from RefSeq and is a predicted model, not a curated record. Lineage: Eukaryota; Fungi; Ascomycota; Orbiliomycetes; Orbiliales; Orbiliaceae. Gene Ontology annotation, molecular function: molecular adaptor activity; GTPase activity; GTP binding. Gene Ontology annotation, cellular component: septin ring; cell division site; microtubule cytoskeleton. The transcript has 3 exons. Gene Ontology annotation, biological process: cytoskeleton-dependent cytokinesis.